Nyctereutes procyonoides (raccoon dog) is the source of this 318-nucleotide messenger RNA. RefSeq names its product thioredoxin domain containing 8 (gene TXNDC8). The record is from RefSeq and is a predicted model, not a curated record. The transcript is spliced from 5 exons. Bases 1 to 318 code for a protein of 105 amino acids. Lineage: Eukaryota; Metazoa; Chordata; Mammalia; Carnivora; Canidae.
AUGGUUCAGAUUAUUAAAGACAUGGAUGAAUUAAAAACAUUUUUGAAAGCUGCCGGAUGCAAACUUGUGGUGGUUGAAUUUUCAGCAAAAUGGUGUGGUCCUUGCCAAAGGAUAUAUCCUCUUGUUCAUGCAAUGUCUCUGAAAUACCAAAAUGUAAUGUUUGCUAAUGUGGAUGUGGAUGCUUCUCAGGAGUUGGCCCAAAUUUAUCACGUCAAAGCAGUACCCACAUUUCAGAUGUUCAAGCAGACCCAGAAGAUUUUUGAAUUUUGUGGAGCUGAUGCUCAAAAAUUGGAAGCGAAGAUUCAAGAACUAAUGUAA